Molecule: messenger RNA, 2576 nt
Organism: Biomphalaria glabrata
Lineage: Eukaryota; Metazoa; Mollusca; Gastropoda; Planorbidae
Product: neuroendocrine convertase 1-like
Exons: 22
Coding region: 360-2468 (702 amino acids)
Biological process (GO): protein processing
Cellular component (GO): trans-Golgi network; Golgi membrane
Molecular function (GO): serine-type endopeptidase activity
Source: RefSeq, a predicted model, not a curated record
ACCGUCUCACAGCCACAGGUGUUUAAUAAAAUAAUUCUUUGGGACAAUUGACAGCUGGAUGUGGACAUAUACAAAUAGGAAGAGUUCUCUAGCGACCACACGAGAAUGUUGUACACAGGAUGGAUAGACCUCACAGCAAGGUGUUACUGUAGUACAAGAUAGAACCGUCCUGACGUCACCAGGGAACACGCACGAGGUAAUUAGCAUAUAAAGGGAGAGUAAGGGACACAACCAUUUGUCGCGGACUUUUUUCAAUGACUGUCGGCGAGUGAGUUGUGGAAGAAGAGAAGUGUCAUAACAAAAAUCAUUCUCAAAAAUAUUAGAAACAACAAAGCAAGUCACUCGCCGAAUUUUAAGCAAUGGUCAUUGGGAUCGUAUUUCUAACAGCAUUUUCAAUCAGUGUGUUCCAUUAUGGAGUCAUCUUGGCAGAAGAUAAUCACUACGCCAAUGAGUGGGCUGUUGAGAUUGCAGGUGGUCGUGAUGUGGCCGAGGAGGUAGCCAAGCAACAUGGAUAUCGUCUGGUCCGGGAGUUUCAAAGUAUUCCUGAUCACUACUUGUUGGAAAGAAGUGACGUCCCCUUCAGGUCAAGACGAAGUGCUGAUCACCACACCAAGAGAUUGUCGGAGGAUAGCAGGGUCACAUUUGCUGAACAGCAAAAAGAUAUCACUAGGGUUAAAAGGGAUCUUUCUGACCGAGACAUCGCCAGACGAUUGGUCGUCUCUGGUCACACAACACAAGAUCCUGACUUGCCUAGCCAGUGGUAUCUAAACCCGGAGGACACGGUGUCUGAUAGAAGAGAUGGUACCAGAGCGGACCUUAAGGUCAAAGAAUGCUGGCGAAUGAACAUCACUGGGAAAGGUGUAGUGGUCACUAUACUAGACGACGGUUUAGAACGGGAGCAUCCAGAUUUAAAAGACAACUAUGAUCCCGACGCCUCCUAUGACUUCAAUGAUAAUGACGCGGACCCCACCCCAAGAUACGACAUCACCAACGAAAACAAACACGGCACCAGAUGUGGUGGCGAAGUAUCUAUGAUAGCAAACAAUAAUAAUUGUGGAGUUGGCAUUGCUUUCGACAGCCGUAUUGGCGGGGUUCGAAUGUUGGACGGUCGAGUGACUGACACGCUGGAAGGCGAGGCCGUUUCUUUUAACAGAACUCACAUAGAUAUCUACUCUGCAAGUUGGGGCCCAAAUGAUGACGGUAAAACACUGGAAGGUCCUGGAAAUCUGGCAGCCAAAGCUCUUGAGCUGGGUAUUAAAGAGGGGCGUCAAGGAAAAGGAGUUCUUUAUGCUUGGGCUUCAGGAAAUGGAGGCACUGUGGGAGACAACUGCAACGCUGAUGGCUAUACUUCCAGCAUCUACACCAUUAGUGUUAGCAGUGCCACACAGUUUGGUAACAGCCCGUGGUAUGCUGAGAAAUGUGCCUCGACCAUCACCUCGGCUUACAGCAGCGGAGCCACAAAUGAAGGCAAAAUUGUCAGUUCCGAUCUUCACGGCAAAUGUACUCAUCAGCAUACCGGAACAUCUGCAGCUGCCCCACUGGCUGCUGGGAUAUUGGCACUUCUGUUAGAGAGAAACCCAGACUUAACGUGGAGAGAUGUCCAACAUAUUAUUGUCCAUACAUCAAAAGUAGAGCCACUAGGCUUAGAGAAAGGAUGGUAUGUGAAUGGUGUUGGCUACUGUGUCAACAUCAGAUUUGGAUUUGGCCUGAUGGAUGCCAAAGCUAUGAUUGAUCUUGCAGACCCCAAAACAUGGCAAAGUGUUGGUGAGCAGAAGAAAUGCAUAGUGGAAGCAGAGUAUAGUAGUGGAUUUCCAAAGCCCCUAUCUCCUGGUCAUUUUAUAGAAGUAACCUUCACAACCAAUGGAUGUGCAGGGGAAAGCAAUGAAAUUAACUACUUGGAACAUAUUCAAGUUGUUAUAGACUUAGAUUAUGAUAACAGAGGAAAAAUUUAUGCUGAAGUUGUAUCUCCCAUGGGAACAAUAACUCCACUUUUCCUGGAACGUAAAAAUGACAAGUCUAAUAAAGGUUUUAAAAAAUGGCCCUUAAUGAGUGUUCAUAACUGGGGUGAGAAUCCAAAAGGCAUAUGGAAAUUUAGAGUUUCAGAUAGGAGCCAAACAGGAAAUGAGAAAGGCCAGUUGAAAAAUGCAACUUUGGUUUUAUAUGGAACAAAAGAACAGCCUGCCCAUCAACAGUACAUCUCAAAGUGCAAUAAUCUCAACAAGUUUGUUGAACUCUAUUCAGAAGGAGAUAAUGAGAGCGAGACUAUCCUACGAAAUAUUUUUGAUAAGCUCCAGGAACAUAUGCUACCUACUAGAGAUGUUGGAACUAAGAAUAAAACAUUUUCAAACAGCGAAUUGGCAAAAUUACAAUAUCUGCUCAAUGAUGAGAAAUCUAUUACUGAUCCUGAAGUGAAGGCAUCAUUGAAUAGUAUAUUAGAAGAACUUAACGAAGAGAAUGAUGAUAUUUAGUUGUCAGCUAAAAGUGAUUCAAAAUCUUUAAGAAACUUUUCAGAACAAGUCAAUGUAAAAUCUGUACAGGAAGUUUAUUUGACUUUAUUAAAGAGAAUAUAGUGUUUA